AAUCUCGUAAAUAUCUUGACAAAUGACAUCAUUCUAGCUCUGGUAACCAAACUUGGAGGAGACCUACUAGCAGCCAAAAUACAUAUUCAAAGAGAAAAAUGUGCUUUUCUAGAGACUAUCUUUGUUAACAAAAACAAACAAAAGCUUUACGCAUCAGAAGGAAUUA
This is a messenger RNA of Racocetra persica, 166 nucleotides long. NCBI's taxonomy places the organism in Eukaryota, Fungi, Glomeromycota, Glomeromycetes, Diversisporales, Gigasporaceae. The record is from the annotation of a GenBank genome assembly.